Molecule: messenger RNA, 5646 nt
Organism: Conger conger (European conger)
Lineage: Eukaryota; Metazoa; Chordata; Actinopteri; Anguilliformes; Congridae
Gene: map3k20a
Product: mitogen-activated protein kinase kinase kinase 20a
Exons: 12
Coding region: 121-1419 (432 amino acids)
Biological process (GO): protein phosphorylation
Cellular component (GO): cytoplasm
Molecular function (GO): protein binding; protein kinase activity; ATP binding
Source: RefSeq, a predicted model, not a curated record
AAGAAAAGGAAGCGUCACGAGUACAAGAUUUCAUAAGAGGGCGAAUCAAUUUGGGACGUGACGUGAUAUCCGCGGAAGAGGAAUAAAGGAACCUGAGCUGUUAUUGAGUGUCACUAUGCAAUGUCGUCUCUCGGUACGUCCUUCGUGCAAAUCAAGUUCGAUGACAUUCACUUCUACGAGAACUGCGGUGGAGGCAGCUUUGGAAGCGUCUACCGAGCCAAGUGGAUCUCGCAGGACAAAGAAGUGGCAGUGAAAAAGCUGCUGAAGAUCGAAAAUGAGGCUGAAAUCCUGAGUGUUCUGAGCCACAGAAACAUUAUUCAGUUCUUUGGAGUGAUCUUGGAGGCACCCAACUAUGGCAUAGUGACAGAGUAUGCCAGCGGAGGAUCCCUCUACGAAUACCUGUCCAGCGAGGAGAGUGAGGAGAUGGACAUGGGGCAGGUCAUGACCUGGGCCAUGGAGAUUGCCAAAGGAAUGCACUAUUUACACUGCGAGGCCCCAGUGAGGGUAAUCCACAGAGAUCUGAAAUCCCGCAAUGUGGUGGUCACCGCUGACAAAGUACUGAAGAUCUGUGACUUCGGGGCCUCCCGGUUCCACUCCCACACCACACACAUGUCCUUGGUGGGAACCUUUCCAUGGAUGGCCCCUGAGGUGAUCCAGAGCCUGCCCGUUUCAGAGACUUGCGACACGUACUCCUAUGGCGUGGUGCUAUGGGAGAUGCUGACAAGCGAGGUUCCAUUUAAAGGACUGGAGGGACUACAAGUGGCCUGGCUGGUGGUGGAGAAAGGCGAGAGGCUUACCAUUCCCAGCAGCUGCCCAAUUAGCUUUGCCGAGCUGAUGAGGAAGUGCUGGAUGACUGACCCCAAGGAAAGACCAAUGUUUAAACAGAUCCUGGCGACUCUGGAGUCCAUGUUAAAUGACAGCCAGCUUCCUGACCAGUGCAAUUCCUUCCUACAUAACAAGGCCGAGUGGAGGUGUGAGAUUGAGGCCACACUGGUGAGACUGAAGAAGCUGGAGAGAGACCUGAGCACUAAGGAGCAGGAGUUGAAGGAGAGGGAGCAGCGACUCAAGCUGUGGGAACGCAAGCUGAUCGAGCAGUCCAACACCCCUCUUUUCUUACCUGUUGCUGCGAAGAUCAGCGCGGAGUCUUUCUAUGAGUCUAGGACGGAGGAGUCGAACAGUUCUGAGAUGUCGUGUCAGAUCACGGCCUGCAGUAACGGGGAAGUAGGGGGUGUGAGCCUGCAGGCCAUGAUGAAGGGAUUUGGGGACAUGUUCUCCAUGGAGCCUGUCCGCCAUUCGGGUAUGCAGGUCAACAUGCAGGCCAAGCAGAACUCUUCCAAGUCCAGAAGCGUCAGAGAGGGACGCAAAAUGAACAUGGCAAUUGAGAGGGAGCCGUUCGGCUGGUCCGAUGACAGUGACUAGGGCCCUCUCUCCUCAGGAGGGCCGGGUGGGGCUCCGAUGGGCAGGUGGGGUUAGAGCGGUCGUCAUCCAACAACACUGGCCUUUGUUAAAACUGCCGCCACAGCUGCGCUGCUACACCCUCGUAGGAGGUCACAGCACCAUGGAUGAGAGUGCCUUCAGGACUCGCACGGUUGUCAGAAGUGCCUUUUCAUUUAAAGUUUUUUUUGCUGCUCUUUUGAUCGAUCUCAUUUAUAUCAAAUGAUUAGCCAUUUCCAAGGAGGUGUUUUUCACGAGAGCUAUCAUUUAUUCCUUUUUUUGCAUUUAGUUCUAUGGGAAGCCUCAAUCACUUGAUUUCUUUUUUAAAAGAGUGAUCAGGCAUAUCAAAACCAAUGGCAGCAGGCUUUAGAAAUCUUUUGAAUUCCUUCCUGGUGCUAUGUAUAGAAUGUUUUAGGGGGCCGUAUGCCUUCACAGUUCUUACAGAUGUCAGCUGGGUCUAAUGUACUGCAUAUAUAGUGCACCAUGCUGUGCAGAAAGAGCCAAGAGAGGAAGUUGUAUUGAAGAGGCAAUACAUCCAUAAUAAAGUGACAUUUCACUGACAUUAAGAUUGGCCUAUUAUAGGAGUGGAUAGCACGCGAUGCAGUCUCACUCCAGGACAGAUUCUGAGACAGCCCCCACUGACCCGAGAGAACUCCUGUCGCGACAGUGGGAGUGGAACGAGCCGUAAUCAUAAUUCGCAUCCAGCCUCUGCCACUUGGAGGCCGUGCUUGCAUAGCACCUAUUUGUGCGCUUUGGCUACCAAGCCCGCUCCAACAAAAUGCUUUUGUGUGAGCUGUUGAGCCAUGCCCCACAUGACACCUAAUCAGCUUGUUUGGUUUUGGUCACAUGAUGGGGUUUCAGUCAACAGGUGUCAUAGAUAAUAGGACACAGACCAUAGGGUGUGAACACCUGGAGGAGGUAUCCUAUGAUGGCAUAGGGGGUGGGGAAAAACAUAUACAACACUCAUAUAUGUUUAUGUCUGCAUGUCUUUACCUGUCAUUCUGGAGGAUUUUUUUAUUUAAAUACUUUUUAUUUCUUAGUUUUUUCUUAGAGGAGAAAAUAAUACAUUUUAGCAAUUUGAAACUAAUGACAGUCCACUAAUAUCAAAUACAACAGAAAAGAAAUCCAAAGUACAGUAUACAAUAUAAAACUCCACAAAACAUUCAAACAGUCACCCCAUUCCUCUUUUUACCAAACCUGACACUUUAUGUUUGCUUUGGUCAGCUCUCCCAUUUAAAGGUGCAGAUUUUGAACCUCUGUAUUGCCACUGUUUCUAAACCAAACUCAAUACCAUUUUGCAGGUCGACUAUGGUCACCAUGGGCUGCCCAAAUACUGAUUUUGGAAUCGCUACAUUAUGCCAUUAUUAUGUUGUGGAUUCCCCUAAAAAAUGUGUAUAAAAAUUUCCUUUCCUUCAUAUCGCUCUGGCUUGCCAAGUUAGAUUCCGUGAUAUUUGUAUGCUAACUUUAUUGUAUUCUCGCGGGGGUGUUAUGUGAUCGCCUGGAUGGCCAUCCAUAAACCAGUCUCUGCAUUCAAGGGUGAAGUUUAAGUGCCCAUUACCUUCUGGGAAACACAGGCUGGAGAUUCAAGCUAAACACAUCCAGUGAUGCCCUUAGAAGUUUUGCCCCAUAUUUAGGAAACUGCUAUACUGACAGUGAUUUUAAAAAUGCCUACACACAUAAGCAUUUAAUCCAAUUGAAAUAACCGAGACUGAGAGUAUAAUAAAAGAGUCCAAAACUGAAAUAAUAAAAAGUCUUCACCUGCAAUUUAUAUGACAAUAUUAUAUUAUAGAUAUUAUUAACAUUAUUAAUGCAAAAUGUACAUUUCAGGUUUGGAUGACAGAGAAGACUAUAGCCCCUUGCAGAAGGGUAACCUAGAAUCUUACAGCAAAUAUAUGAAAGACCAGGGAUUUAUUCUUAUAAAGAAAUGGCAUAUUUCUGCUUUUAUUGCUGUUAUAGCCUACUCCUUUUGCUGUUGUAUUCCGACUCAAAUAUUUUCCCAAUUAAUUAAACGAACGGAAAACGCGGCUUUGAACUUAACUUUAGUUUAUGAAUGUGAUUAAUAGUAAAAUAGUAUUCACUGCUUCCUGUCUCCAUUCAGAUCAAUCUCAGGUUUCCACUUCCCUAAAUUAGGCACUCUGUAGUUAACAAUGUUACUUAGGGCUCAAGCCGUUAUUGAUCAUAUCCUAAAUGACAAUGGUAUUUUAUCAUCAGUAGACACCACUUUAUCCUCAUCACCCUCAUCGGCAAUAACUAUAGAAAGUAGGUCGAAUGAAACCAGAGUAAACAACAAAGUCAGGCACAUAUUUCAAGUGCCAAUGCAUGUUCCAGGGCAUGCAUGUCAUUCUUGCAAAUAUCAUGUUAUAUGGUUAGGAUUACAGUAGGAAAAUAAAAAUAACGAAAUUAUUGAAAACAUCGUAACACCGUAUAUGUGGUGUCUAGUUUACACUGGCUUUUGAACUGUUUGGCUCUCCAUAGAAAAUACCCCAUCAUAUUGCUAACCAGCUCAGUGUCUCUAGCUAGUCAACAGUAGCUAAUAACGUUAACAUAUUUGACUUUAAAUUAAUCAGUAAAUGUGUAUACUCCUGGCUGCAUGUCUUGCUGUUGCUGGAACUUACUGGAGCUGGGUUACUUUUUUUAUCCUCCACUCCAACGUUUGCUACAAUGAUAGCUAUCUAUCCUACUCAGUCCCAGUCCUCACAAGCUGUCAAAUUAAUGAUACCGCUUGCAUUGAAUUUGCACCGAAUCAUCCAGGGCUGAAGCAGUUGUCGAUGAUACAUUACAUUACAUUAUUGGCAUUUGGCAGAUGAUCUUAUCCAGAACGAUGUACAAAAAUGUUCAUACCCAUAACCAGGAACAAGUGCGCUGAAAUGUAGGAUGAUUGAUGCUUACGUAAGAACAACAAACCAGUUACAUAGCCAAAUGAAUGUAGCAAAAAUAGCAUCCUAGUGAACAUAAGUAAUGACACACUAUUGAGAACUGAAAAAUAACAAAUACUGGGAGGUAGAUUCUCCAGAUUUUUCAUAGGACACCGCUGCGAUGUUCUCGGAGAGGGACAGUCUGUUGUCCAUCACCACUCCGAGGUUCCUUGCACAGGGUGGUGGAGGUCUAGCUGGCUGUUCUGGGAAAAUAAAUAAGAAACUUGGUUAAAAGUUAAAUUGUUUUGGAUAAGAAAGGAUGGUAGUUCUGGAUGAUGGAGGUGUCCAGGGUGGGCUUUUUCAGCAAUGGGGUGAUCUGGGCCCCCUUGAAGAACGAUGAAGCAGCCAGAAGACAGGGAGGAGCUACACGUUGAUGGGGAACAGGCUGAUGUCAGUGUUGGGGCUGAUCGAUUUAAUUUCGGCAAAUGCAAACAUUUCACUUAAAAUAUAGUUUUUGUAAUUAAUGUAGCUGUAGUAACAUGUGGUGCUUAAGCAAACACAGUUUUGAACACAGGCCAGUGUUUGGGUUGAUGGCGUCCAAACUAAGCUGUUAGGAUGCCCCCCCCUCCUUUCUCUGUAUCAAAGUUAUGUCUGAAUCUGUAGAGAACACUGCACAUACAAACUGCCUUUGAGACCUUUACAGCAUUCCAGACAGUUAGUCAGGAGCGCUUUUCCAUUUGAGUCCAGCAUGAUGAUCCCCUCCUUGUUUAACAAAACAGUGUGGCCUCUCAGGCACUCAGUGCCAUCAAAGUAGUGAGCAAAGUGAGCAAAGACUCACCAAAAAGGAUAUCUUGUGUGGAAAUGUUUCUUUCUUUCUGACGCUACAGUGAAUAACAUACCAUAGGACUGUGGGAAAUGAAGGAAGCAUCUUUUGGUGAAAGUUAAAUGAAAUCCCAGUGAAGGUGGUAGUUUUGAAAGGGAGGCCCAGCUCAGCUGAAAGAGCUGGCUGUAUGUAUUUGCUUUUUAACCAUGCUGCUGAAUACUUAAAUGGCUUCCUCUAUAUAUGUGUCUGUUACCAUUGGCCUAUCACUUUCAGUAAAAUUACUCUGUCUCAUUUAUUUUUCUUUUUUUAAUUUGGCCGCUUUUAUUUUCAAGUAUUAAUAUGUAGAAUUGCAGUUUUAUUUUGCAUCUAGGAUUUACCUCCAGUAAUUCUUCCCCAGAUAUAACGACUGAAUUCAUACUGUGACACAAUCCUAUUUACAGUAUUUUCCACAUCUUUUUGACAGGCCUUUUGAUGUGAAUUUAUUUUUCUGCUUUCUCCUCUCUGUUCUUUUUUCAAUAAACAUUUGACAUGAAA